Agelaius phoeniceus (red-winged blackbird) is the source of this 786-nucleotide messenger RNA. RefSeq names its product gap junction protein beta 3 (gene GJB3). Lineage: Eukaryota; Metazoa; Chordata; Aves; Passeriformes; Icteridae. The record is from RefSeq and is a predicted model, not a curated record. Gene Ontology annotation, molecular function: gap junction channel activity. Gene Ontology annotation, biological process: cell-cell signaling. Gene Ontology annotation, cellular component: connexin complex.
AUGGAUUGGAAAACGCUGCAGGGGCUGCUCAGCGGGGUCAACAAGUACUCCACAGCCUUCAGCCGCAUCUGGCUCUCCAUGGUCUUUGUCUUCCGUGUGCUGGUCUACGUGGUGGCGGCCGAGAAGGUCUGGGGUGAUGAGCAGAAGGACUUUGACUGCAACACGCGGCAGCCGGGCUGCACCAACGUGUGCUAUGACCACUUCUUCCCCGUCUCCCACAUCCGCCUCUGGGCCCUGCAGCUCAUCUUUGUCACUUGUCCUUCCCUCCUGGUCAUCAUGCACGUGGCCUACCGGGAGGACCGCGAGAGGAAGAACCGGGAGAAGAACGGAGAGAAUUGCCCCAAGCUCUACAGCAACACGGGCAAGAAGCACGGCGGGCUGUGGUGGACCUACCUGUUCAGCCUCUUCUUCAAGCUCAUCAUAGAGAUCCUGUUCCUCUACCUCCUCCACAAGAUGUGGGACAGCUUCGAUUUGCCACGGCUGGUCAAGUGCACCAACGUGGAUCCCUGUCCCAACACCGUGGACUGCUACAUCGCUCGGCCAACUGAGAAAAGGGUCUUCACCUAUUUCAUGGUCGGAGCCUCCUCCAUCUGCAUCAUCCUCACCGUCUGUGAGAUCUUCUACCUCAUCUUCAAGCGAGUUGUCCAGAGGACAAGGAAGUGGAGGAAAUCCACCAAGCGCUCCGUCAGCUACAGCAAGGCCUCCACCUGCCACUGCCACGUCAAGUCAGAGGAGAAGGACAGCAAGUCCCAGCCUAGGUGUGUGGCAGCCCUGACUGCUCUCUGA